GGCGACGCCUUUGGUAGUGGCCCCGCCGGCGGCUGGAGGUUGGAGAGAAAUCCCGGGACUCAGUGGAUGUCCUCUCUGCCGCCAUGGGGGAGCUUUUCCGGAGUGAGGAGAUGACGCUGGCCCAGCUUUUCCUACAGUCAGAAGCUGCUUACUGUUGUGUCAGCGAAUUAGGAGAACUCGGAAAGGUUCAGUUUCGUGAUUUAAAUCCAGAUGUGAAUGUUUUCCAGCGGAAAUUUGUGAAUGAAGUUAGAAGAUGUGAAGAAAUGGAUCGAAAGCUUCGAUUUGUUGAGAAAGAGAUAAGAAAAGCUAAUAUCCCAAUUAUGGACACUGGCGAAAAUCCAGAGGUGCCCUUCCCCCGGGACAUGAUUGACUUAGAGGCUAAUUUUGAGAAGAUUGAAAAUGAACUGAAGGAAAUCAACACCAACCAGGAAGCUCUGAAGAGAAACUUCCUGGAACUGACUGAAUUAAAAUUUAUACUUCGCAAAACUCAGCAGUUUUUCGAUGAGGCUGAAUUGCAUCAUCAGCAGAUGGCGGAUCCAGACCUGUUGGAAGAGUCCUCAUCCCUCUUGGAGCCAAGUGAGAUAGGAAGAGGCACACCUUUAAGACUCGGCUUCGUGGCUGGUGUGAUUAACCGGGAGCGCAUCCCUACUUUUGAGCGCAUGCUUUGGCGGGUGUGCCGGGGGAAUGUGUUCCUGCGACAGGCUGAAAUCGAGAACCCCCUGGAGGAUCCUGUGACUGGCGACUACGUGCACAAGUCUGUGUUCAUCAUUUUCUUCCAAGGUGAUCAGCUGAAAAACAGGGUCAAGAAAAUCUGCGAAGGGUUCCGGGCCUCUCUCUAUCCCUGCCCUGAGACACCCCAGGAGAGGAAGGAAAUGGCUUCUGGAGUUAACACCAGGAUUGAGGAUCUCCAAAUGGUUUUGAAUCAAACGGAGGAUCACCGCCAGAGGGUUCUGCAGGCAGCUGCUAAGAACAUCCGUGUCUGGUUCAUCAAAGUGCGGAAGAUGAAGGCCAUCUACCACACCCUGAACCUGUGCAACAUAGACGUGACCCAGAAGUGUCUGAUUGCAGAGGUCUGGUGCCCUGUCACUGAACUUGACUCCAUCCAGUUUGCACUCAGAAGGGGCACGGAGCACAGUGGGUCCACCGUGCCCUCCAUUUUGAACAGGAUGCAGACAAACCAGACUCCCCCAACCUAUAACAAAACGAACAAGUUCACAUAUGGCUUUCAGAACAUAGUAGAUGCUUAUGGAAUUGGAACUUACCGAGAGAUAAAUCCAGCUCCAUAUACCAUCAUCACUUUCCCUUUCCUAUUUGCUGUGAUGUUUGGGGACUUUGGCCAUGGCAUUUUGAUGACCCUGUUUGCUGUAUGGAUGGUGUUAAGGGAGAGCCGGAUCCUCUCCCAGAAGAAUGAGAAUGAGAUGUUUAGCACUGUGUUCAGCGGACGGUACAUUAUUCUGUUGAUGGGUGUGUUCUCCAUCUACACUGGCCUCAUCUACAACGAUUGCUUUUCCAAGUCUCUCAAUAUCUUUGGAUCGUCCUGGAGCGUACGGCCAAUGUUCAUAUCUAAUUGGACAGAGGAGACGCUUCGGGGGAACCCUGUGCUCCAGUUGGACCCAGCUGUCCCUGGAGUUUUUGGUGGACCAUACCCUUUUGGCAUCGAUCCAAUUUGGAACAUUGCUACUAAUAAACUGACCUUCCUCAACUCCUUCAAGAUGAAGAUGUCCGUUAUCCUUGGUAUCAUCCACAUGAUGUUUGGAGUAGGUCUGAGCCUUUUCAACCACAUCUAUUUCAAGAAGCCCCUGAAUAUCUACUUCGGGUUUAUUCCUGAAAUAAUCUUCAUGACCUCUUUGUUUGGCUACUUGGUUAUCCUUAUUUUUUACAAGUGGACGGCUUAUGACGCUUUUACAUCUGAGAAAGCACCAAGCCUUCUGAUCCAUUUCAUAAACAUGUUCGUCUUUAACUACGAGGACAUUCAUAAUUCAAUGCUAUAUUCUGGGCAGAAAGGAGUUCAGUGUUUCCUAGUUGUGGUCGCAUUGCUGUGUGUACCAUGGAUGCUCCUGUUUAAACCUCUGGUCCUUCGCCAUCAGUAUUUGAGGAGGAAGCAUUUGGAAGGGCAACCUGUGGAGGCCCCAGUCAGCCCAACCCCGAGCCAACAGGGACUAGAGGCAGCAGCGGCUGCAACAGUGAGUGAAUUUAAACCCACAAACCAUCACAUUUUGUGUAAAGAGGUGGCAAACAGUGCAGCAGAAUUCUUGUUAACUAUAUUGAGAGCGGGGGACAUGUGUGCUCUUGUUACUCACUGAGAUGAUAGAAAAGAGUUCCACCUCUUAUGAGUAGAUUCUGAUAUCAUCUUUACCCCUGGUCUACUACGUUUCUAUUCAGAUAUGUAAGUACAGUCAUGGUUAUGGAAGCAGAGUGGCUGUUGUACCCUCGCCGGGUCCCAUCGUCUUAAUCCAAGAUGGUGCUCUUGGACCCAUUCACUUUCAUGUCUGUAUUUUGUGACCAUGUAUUGGGUGAUUUUUCAAGAACAUCUCUGUGAUUCUUGAUUUCCCGACACUUAAAGGUCUGCUUCCAAAGAUGCUUGGACAUUUGGCCCAUUUUAGCUGUGACUUAGUCUCCUUCCAUUGGAAGCUUAUACAUGUCUACCCUCACGUCCUCAGCUGCUCCAGUGAGAACUCUGCCUGGCCGUGUGUCUUGUGUGUCUUGUACAUCCGGGGGAAUAACCAGAGUCAUCUCUGUUUUGAUCUUUCCUUCUUCCAAUACUAGCUUGUAAUUCAGUGUCAGCAAUUUGAAUGUUAAGCAUUUCAAUAUCUGCCUUAAAAACAUCACUUAACCAAAAUCUUACAAUGCCCUAAUAUUAAACUAGUACAGUCUAUUCUAUGUAAUGAAUCUGUCGGAUUUUUAAGUCUCACCAGUAGUGAUCACUCAUGUACUGUUGUGUUCUAGUAGCAUCGUACUCCUUUAAAAGAAAAUGAAAUAUUUAGAUGGAUAACCAUUUCCUUCAUUAGGUGUUUCUGAUCACUUUAAACUUUGAAAACUAUGAUCAUCCUUUAGAACUAGUCUAAGAGGGCUGAUAUUUUGAAUAAGAAGAUAUUUUAAUAUUGCUACUUAAAUUAUUAUCAAGUAGGAACUUUCUCUUUUCCUAUAAGAAAAAAAAUAUUAAAAACCCUUAGAAUACAGACUAUCCAUGUAUUUACAUUCUUUCUGUGGACUCUCUUUCUGCUAGUCUUAAUGUUUUUAAGGUGUGCUUCUGAUGCAUAAUCUUGAUGCUUUUAAAUCUGGCAUCCUCUUCUUUCAUACUAUGCAAGUUAAAAGUCCCCAGUCUAGAAACCCCCACAUUCAUAGGGUCUUCUUAGCCCACUGGUUUUUUUAGCCAAACAUCUGGAGACCAGCCUAAAGGCAUCAGGAUGAUAACUCUCUCUGACAAGGACUCUAGAUUCUUGACCCCAUGGGCUGAGGAUAUGACACGGAUCUGUUUUUGUUCUGUUCUGUGUCCUCUUGGCUGUCUGUAAGCCUGUGUCACAGUUUAGUUGUGUGUUUUUUUUUUUUCUGCUGGUGUGUUUGUGUCUCAUCCCCUUUCCUAAAACUCUCAUACCCUGUGUUCUGAAAGGACAGUCGCUAGUGUCUAGCUAGGAGGCUUAACCUGUCUGCCCCUCACUCUGUCCUCUAGUGGGGGGAAGCUUCAGAACUGGCCUUCUGCUUUAGUGCCUUGAAGCCUGCCUCCUGUACCCUAGAACCCAUCCCAGGAGUCCUCUCCUGUCACCCAUGCCCUUCGUUGCCCUUUCAGUUCAUCUUUUGAGGGUUGUCAGGUUAAUACUUGUGUGACCUGGAGGUGCCCAGGGCCUCAGUGGUUCCUGAAUCUGACUUCAUAUCAGAAUCACCUGGUAAACUUGACAUCUGUUUUUUAGGGUAUUAAAACAGUUAAGUGGAAGAAAAAAUAAAAAUGGUCUAUAAUCCUAUGACCCAGAGAAUCCCCUACUGACAUUAAAAAAUACAAUUAAAGCAAUAGGUGACCUUGGUUAGAAAAUGCAAAUAAGGGAACAUUUGAGAUCUUAUUCCCCAGCAUAUGUUGUCAGUUUGGCUCCAAUAAAAAUUUGGAGGUGGGGAAGAAAAUGCAAAUAAUACUGAAAGCGAAAGCCUGCCUGUCCCCAGAACCCUUCUCCUCCUUAAGGGUAUUAUUAAACAGCAUUUUACCUCCAAAUUUUUUUCUGUGUAUGUCAGCAUAUAUCUAUUAUCUUCUGAGAUAAGUGCAUAUGUGGAUGUACAUAAAUUUUUGAGACACAUCAGAAUUGUGUUUAAACUGUAGCACUGUUUUGUCCCUUGAUUUAUUAAGUUAUUAAAAAUUUAGUGUAUCUUGGA
Molecule: messenger RNA, 4359 nt
Organism: Myotis davidii
Lineage: Eukaryota; Metazoa; Chordata; Mammalia; Chiroptera; Vespertilionidae
Gene: ATP6V0A1
Product: ATPase, H+ transporting, lysosomal V0 subunit a1
Exons: 18
Coding region: 84-2303 (739 amino acids)
Biological process (GO): proton transmembrane transport; vacuolar acidification
Cellular component (GO): plasma membrane; vacuolar proton-transporting V-type ATPase complex; vacuolar proton-transporting V-type ATPase, V0 domain
Molecular function (GO): proton-transporting ATPase activity, rotational mechanism; ATPase binding
Source: RefSeq, a predicted model, not a curated record